AUGAGCAACGACGAGCAACAGCAAAACGCCGAGACGAAGCCCGAAGAGGUGCCGCUCACCGAGCCGACCGAAGCCGCUCCGGAAGAGCCGAAGCCGAAGAAAAACUGGUUCACCUGGGGUAAGAAGCCAAAAGCGGCCGCCGAUGUGACCGAUGAGGCGAACGUCGAGAAUGGCGACGAAGGCAAGAAGGAGAAGAAGACGUGCUGGUGGAAGAAGUGCUCGAAUAAGGGCGAAAACGCCCAGAAAGACGAGAACAUCUCGAUCGGCAUCGAUUUGGUGCAUCGCGACGAGCGCCAAAUCAACAAUCACGUCCAAUUCGAUUUCGGCGACGUUUAUGGCGAAGCCGAUUCGCAGCAUUCAUGGGAUUGCGUCUGGCGUCUGAAUUACAAAGUGUUCAGCUGGACGCGUUUGGUCGUCUACAGACUCCUCGGACUCAUCGCGUUGCCGUUCACCAUCUUGUUCGCGAUUCUCUUCGGCGUCGUCUCAUGCUUCAACGUCUUCCUCGUCCUACCGCUCGUCAAGCUUCUCUCGAUACCCGGAAACGGUCUCGCCAAGAUUUGGCAUUGGCUCAUUCACGCCGUCUUCGAUCCGCUCGCCUCAUCCAUCGGAUUGUUGUUCUCGUCAUUCACCAUUCGCAAGUACGGCAUCAAUCAGGAGACGACGGCGCCAUGCGUUUAA
Messenger RNA from Caenorhabditis bovis, 678 nucleotides. The record is from the annotation of a GenBank genome assembly. Lineage: Eukaryota; Metazoa; Nematoda; Chromadorea; Rhabditida; Rhabditidae.